Messenger RNA from Fraxinus pennsylvanica, 363 nucleotides. The record is from the annotation of a GenBank genome assembly. NCBI's taxonomy places the organism in Eukaryota, Viridiplantae, Streptophyta, Magnoliopsida, Lamiales, Oleaceae.
AUGGCACUCGCUAGAGAAAUCAUGGGCUCUUCUUUAACGCAGAAAUCUGCAUUUCUUGGUUCAUCAAAUUUUCUUGUAAAUCGUAAGCACGACCACUGUUUUAAUCUGGUUCCUGCCCAAAGAAAGAGAUUUCAGGUGAAAAGAGCAUCAAAGGUUCCUAUUCUUGUCGCAGCAAUCAAUGAGGAUUUCGAUUUUGCUUCAACCUUGUCUGCAAACUCAAGUGCCUCAUGUUCAGAGCCUAUAUCAAGAGAAUCAAGAAGACAACCCGGGGAAAAUUUUCCUAUGGUCAGUAGAAGAAACACAAUGAACCGGCAACCACCAUUUUUGAUCUAUUCGUUGAGGCUGAAGUAUCCUCCUGAAUGA